This is a messenger RNA of Aspergillus terreus NIH2624, 1284 nucleotides long. RefSeq lists its product as uncharacterized. The record is from RefSeq and is a predicted model, not a curated record. Lineage: Eukaryota; Fungi; Ascomycota; Eurotiomycetes; Eurotiales; Aspergillaceae. Bases 1 to 1284 code for a protein of 427 amino acids. The transcript has 3 exons.
AUGGGUAUUCUCAAUGCCUCUGUCGCUUCUGCUGGCAAUGUGGCGAAAUGGGUGCGUGAUGAGGCCACGGACGACGAGACUUCGAAAAGAAACGAUCGGCAACGAAGGAAUAACGUUGUCAUGGGAGCCACACCAAGCCCAAAUCUCCCAAAUUUAGGUCCCGUGGACCGUUCAAAGAUUCUGAAGCAUCUCCUCGCAAAGGUGAAAAGCAAGUAUGGAGAACGUCUGCGGGAGAUUGGCCGCGAUCCUACAAACUUGAAGGAGUGUGGCGUGUACUUGCAUAUACUUUGGAGGAAGGAGCAGCCAGGCAUCUUUUGGUUGUAUGUUGGGCAGGCAGUAGUGCUUUGCAUCAGGAUUGAGACGCAUAAUGAUCCCUACCGCCGCCGCCGCAACCCAUGUCUCCACUAUCAUAUAUGGGACCUCGAUGACAACAUGGAGUCUGUAUUCGUCUCACUUGCUACGCAUAAACAGCCUUCAACGCCCGAAGAGCAGCUUAUCUUAAACAUCCAAGAGAUGUGGAUGUGUCUGGUCUUCCAGACACUGACUCCCGUCCAAUUAGACGAUUACCUACCAGAAGGGGUUCAAAAACUUUGGUCUGGAAAUCAUCUCAACGUCGCACUGCCCCUGUGGCAAGGGUUCACCGGGGACAAAGACUCUGUACGAGACGCAACCGGCGGACGCCAUGCCUUUCAACAAUAUUUGCGUUCAGAGGACCCAAUUGUGCGCGAGUGGGCCGAAAACACGAGAGAUGCAUUCAAUGACAUCAGAAACUCACCAGAUCCUGUACUUCGCAACUACUACAGGGAAAUUCUUUUGGAAAGGCAUGCCAAAGCACGAAAAACGCUGGAGGAUAAAAAGACUGAGAACCUGAAGAAGUACCUAUCCGAGGCAGAGACAACCGUCCACCUUUAUCAUGACGGUCAGAUGGCUACAAUUUCAUGUGGGAUGUUCCAGUUUACCUUACCACGAUCCCUGAAACUGGACCCCAAAGAGGGGGAUGUGGUAUCCUGCAGAUUUCAUCUUGCCGAAAGGCCACAUCCGAAUCCCUAUGCUAAGAAGGCAGAACCUAGGGAUCCAGCCAGCCGGCUCGCAGUCUCGAUUAGGGGGAGGGAUCGCCAUGGAGCGUUUGACGUAUGGCUCUCAACAGGCGGACUGCAAAAUGUCAAGAAGAUGAAUUCUUUGGUCGAUGUCUUGGAAGGCUAUACUUUGGAAGAAAGCCGAAGCUUUGAGAGACGUUGGUAUGUGCACCGGGAAACGGUGGAACGGACGCAUGUGUACACUUAA